UUUUUUUUUUUUUUUUUUCCCCUGAGCGGGCCGGUGUUAAGCGCCGCGUCUCACAAUCGACAACAUCGUAUCCAGUCAAUGUCUUUGUCGACGCGAAGCGAGCGAUCACUCCGAUGGCUCCAACCGCUGCCCCCAGGGCGCCUUGAUUGGCCGCCAGAGCUUCAUUUGGCAACUCUGGAUUUAGAAGCCUUUGACGCCGUGUUUCGAUUUACACCAGACAAAAGCCCAGACGCCUGUCUUCUCUCGCGACCUUUGUCAAUCAUCUUGACCGCGUCCCACCUGCGCAGCGCUUGUUUGCCGCUGAGUCUGUCAGGCAUAUUGUCGCGAUAAUGACCAUGGGUCUGUUUGCCUUUAAAUAAUCUACUGCUCGCCUCUCUGUCGCUGUCUCGGGGCCUGCACCAAUCCUUUCUUCGUUACUAACACAUACAAUACGGCACUGGGUGUCUUUGGUUCAUUUUUUCAUUCCUCUUUCUAGUAAUUGUCUAUUAUCUGCCUGCAUUGCCCUACUUAAUACUCUACAGUUCAUUCGCUUCGUCUCUUCCUCUUUCCUCUCCUCCGCCUACUAGAUUUCUCGCCGUAGUCCUCGUCCCUGAAGCCCUCGAGCCUGGGUAAUCACACUCUUUCGUAUCAAGAGGAGACACGCCAUACGCGAAACAAAAUGCAGAUCAAGUCUUUCGUCUCCAAGGUUGGCAAGGGCGCCGCCACUAAGCAAGUCUACAUCUACGAGACCUGGCUGCGCUGGGCUGCUCGUGGUAUCCAGUUCAUCCUCGCCGUCAUCGUUUGCGGCCUGUACGGACGCCGCGUCGACAUCGAUCACAGGGCCGGGAACGCGCAGUCGGCAGCCUGGGUCUACGCCCUGGUCGUAGGAGGCUUCUCCUGCGUCACCUGUGUGUUCUACGGCAUUCCCAACCCCUUCACCCGCCUGCAGUCGCACCGACUCUUCGCCUGGGACCUCGUUCUCUUCAUUCUAUGGAUCGCCGUGUUCGGCACCUUUGCCGCCAUCUUCCUCAAGCGCGACGAUGACGAGUACGAGGGCACGAGCGUCAGCCUCAUGAAGUGCGCCGUCUGGCUCGACCUCGUCAACUGCAUCUUCUGGCUCGCCACCGGCGUCUACGGCUGCGUCCGCACUUUCGUCGGCCGCAAGGUCAACGACCGCGUCGAGCACUACCAGAACAAGGCCGAGGAAGGCCUCAACUCGAAAAUAGACCAAUUCACCACCUCGGCCGCCAGCAAGCUCGGCGGGAAGCUCAACCCCCUAAAGAAGGAGACGGUCUAAACGGCUCGUUAAUUGGGAGGAAGUGCACGAGCAGUAGGGAAGCGAUGUAAGAGGUUGUCGGCGUUUUAGACGAUGACACGAAUUUCAUUAUGCAUGCGUUUGGCGCAGUUAUCGGGAUUCAUAUCGGCGUUGAACAGCGAUACGGUAAUGGCAUGGUCUCAAGGCAGGUCCGCCAUAGGUCUCCGAUCUUAUAGACGAGUCCACAUUGUACAAAAUAGAAGAAAAUAUUCACGUUUGUUUUUGAUUCGCGCGUAGUUGGUGAGAACUCACUCUACUUCUAUCUCCAGAUUCUAGUUGUCAGGGUUUCUCGGGGUUUGUGCGGCUAUCGUUAAUACGUGUAUUCGUGAUGCAGACUAGAUUUCCCGUCCCACUUGAUUAUAGCCAGG
Durotheca rogersii is the source of this 1662-nucleotide messenger RNA. RefSeq lists its product as uncharacterized. Bases 659 to 1276 code for a protein of 205 amino acids. The record is from RefSeq and is a predicted model, not a curated record. The transcript has a single exon. NCBI's taxonomy places the organism in Eukaryota, Fungi, Ascomycota, Sordariomycetes, Xylariales, Xylariaceae.